AUGGAAAGGAAGGGGAAAAAUAAUUGCAACGAAGGAAACCUGAAAUUUUUAAAAGUAUACUCCAAAGCCCUGUUUAAAUACACGGAGGAGGAAAAGGACAAGAAGUCGAGAGAGAUAGUGCUAUUGUCAGAAAAAAUAGAAAGCGAAAAGAAAUUAAUAAAGAUAAGCAUAGAAAUUAUUUUAAUUAUCCUAUUCUUUAUCCUGAUUUAUACAUCCAACGAUUUGGUAAAAAUAAAAAAUUUGGAAAAUCACAUUUAUAACAACAUAAAUGAGUCCAAGACAUACUCUGAAAAUUUUUACAAAUCAAUAUCUGACGAGAUAAAAAAAGUGAACAAUGAUUUCUCCUACCAACCGAGGAAGAAGGAUUACAUAAUAUUUAAAAAUUUACGAUCCAAAUUUGAUCUGUCCUCAUGGAUAAAAAAUGCAUUAACGCAAAGGGUGUCCCAAGAUAAUUUCCUAAAUAGUAACGUUUUAUUUGGAAAAUGUUGGAGAAUAACUAUGAGAUUAUACAAGAAGGAUAAUUCUAUGAUGGACAAUAUUUUUAUGUACAGGAAAUUAUUUGGAGUUUACCCUGACAGUUCAUUUUUAGGCGGGUUGGAAGAUACUCGAAAUGUUAAUUCUUCCUAUUUUGACACAAAGUGGAGUUAUUUAUUUUCGCAUUAUAAGUCUUAUAAAAAAAUUGGAGGAUUAUAUCAGGUAAUAUGUGGAGAGGAUUUCAGUAAAAUUGAAGAACGUCUAUCUCAGGGUACUUCCUAUUCGAUUGAUUAUCCUUAUUUUAUACCAGCCCUUAUAUUAACUAAUUAUAACAUAGCUUCUGUUGCGAUUGAUUUUUUACUUUUCAAUCCGUUACUCAAUGUACUUUCCUACAACGUUUUGAAGUUUUCCUUCUUGCCAAAUGGGGAUACGUACAAAGAGGUUGUAACGCAGUCUGCUUCAUAUAAUCGGUUUGAUGCCUAUUUCAUUAUUUCCUUAUCUGUCUUUAUGGCCAUAUUCAUUGUGUAUGUCAUUAUUCAUCUUCGGAAAUUCUCCAUGGUUGGCUUCACGCUGUACGUGAAGUCCUACUGCACUUCGUUUCUCCUGAUUGCAUGCUUCGCAACGAACCUCGUAACUCUCUGUCUUUUCCUCCUGUCCCGGACCCAGCUCCCCAAGCUCCUCGUAGGGUAUGAAAAUGGCAAGUACAAAGUAGACUCCAUGCGCUACCAAACCCACGAAGAUGGAAUUAUCGAACUUUUGCACGACAUGAAUAUAACCCUCUCACGCAUAGAGUUAAUUAAAAAUAUUUUCGUCUCGAAUACCAUCAUAACUUUCGAGGUGUGUCUCUUCGUAUGCGUAAAGCGGUAUGGCCUCUUGAUAAAAAAAUACAGCAAUGUAGAAAAUAACAUAAGGAGGGAUUUUUUACAUCCCUUUUUCAUCAUCCUGUGCAUCAUAUUUGGAUGCUUGGGAAUUUUUUCCGUCUUCAGUUAUACCCUUUUUCACAUUGAAGAGAAUGUCAGCUCCAGUAUUGUCCAAACGUUUAUUUUCAAUGUGUGUAUUAUAUUUGCAAAUUUUCAAGGAAUAAACAUAUCUUCCAUCUUAAAUGAAGAGAAUAUUUUGUCCUACUUGUAUUCCAUUCCUACUCACUUUUUUAUCGUAACGAUGAGUUUUGCUUUUAUUUUUUUUCUGGCAAUUAAGUCGUUCAUCAAAAGGAACAAAAACUUAUACAACUCGUUUAUGCAUAACUAUGGCCAUAAAUUACCGAAGUGCAGAACUAGUGACAAAGGGGGCAUGCACGGCAGAAGCGAUCAUUUAAAUGCUAAGGAAAUGUAUGCUACUUCCCUCCAAAAAAAUGAUGCACAAAAGGCGAAAUCAAGUGGACAAGACCUAAAUGAUAACAGCACAUUAGAAAUAACCGCAUAUUCGGAGGUAGAAGAUGAGAUGGAAGAAGAGGGAGACCACAAAGAAGAGGACACAGGCUACUCAAUUGAUCACCUAACCGAUGGUGUGAAAAAACGUGAUAAACAAGCCUUGAGCAGUGAUGACAACAGUACCUACUCGCAGGAGGAAUCGAAUGAAUACGAAGUAGACCCAGGAAAUUAUGGAACCAAUAAGAGUUUAAAUUACAAUGACGUGAUGAGCAUAACGAAAGGGUUAAACAAGGAUAAAGAAGAGGGCACCGAGAAGAAGAAAACAAAAGAGAAAGCCUUUUUUACUAUAGAAAAAAUGCUGGACCUAUUUCUGAACCUAAAAAACAGUACCGUGUUGCCCUUCUCUAAUAAGGAAAAAAAACGCAUUUCGAAGGAGUACACUACGAAUAAAAAGAGGAGUGAAGGAGUCGUAGUUUCCCUCUCUGUGUACACCUCCUUACUGAUAUUCAUCAUGCUGUUUCUUAUUAAUAACUACAAGAAAGGAAGGGAAAGUGAAAAACUGUUGCAUUAUCAGAUAGAAAAUAUCGGAUACUAUCCAUCUAAUGGACACUUCUCAAAUAUGACAUUUCAUUAUUUAAAAAAAAAUGUGAAUGUAAAUGUUAGGGAAAUUUUUAACUUUCAAAAGGUAGAGAAUAAGACCGAUCUAAUUUUGUGGUUAAAAACUUGUUUCGCUUCAUUUCUGGACAACAGCUCGCACGCCAUGGAGGGAGGUGCCAAUGAUUUAAGUAGUACCUUCAUAUGGAAAGACAUAUUUACCCUGAAACAUGAACGGGUAAGAAUAAACAUUACAUCGAGAGAGACAAUACAAUCAUCCAACAGUAGCCUCAUAUGCAACUAUAUGAGAAAAAACUGCUAUAUGGACAUAAGAAACGAAUCGAAAGAUUUGCAGAGAGGAAUAAACGAAGUAACAUUACUGAUUAAUGAUGCAAUUGAAAAAGUGGAAAUAUCUUUUAUUUUGUUUGACAAGAAUGACUACCAUAACAUUUUGGUGAAUUUACAUUUCAUCUUCAAUCCUAGUGGGUAUAUAUCGAAAAAAAUAUAUUUCGAUCACUUAUUUUUUAAUUCCUUCAGCAUUUUUCAUUUAAGAGGGGUAUUAAUUAAUAUCCUCUUCCUGACCAUUCUGCUUUGCCCCUUUAUAAGCAUGUACUUGUAUCUGUUCAAGAAUUUUUCCUACUUUUACAAUGCAUGUGUUGCGGUUACUGUGCGGCAUGACAGGCCCGAUGCACAGAGGGGUGGCUGGCUGGAGGGCCAGUUCAAUGCUCAAUCAGGUGGACAGGUAGGGACUGCUGAUAAUGCGAAUGGUUUCAUCUAUGGAGGAUACUCGCCUUGGGAAUACAACGUUGGCGAUUAUACACAGGCGUACAAUUGGGACGCAUAUGCUAAUAACCCUGCGGCAGGGGAUACGAAUUGGGGGGCAUACGGGAAUAAUCCUACUGUGGGGGGAGCGAAUUACAGAUACUACGAUGCGGUCAACAUGCCACAGGGCGCGCUUAACUACGGUUUCAACUAUGGCAACAUGAACACUCCCCCAAAUAGGAAGAGCGGUAAGACACACCAAAUGGACGCAUUGCUCAAAUUCAAAGUUUAUCUGACGUACCUCUUCGAAUCGAAUGUUUUAAAUUUACUAAUUCAGCUAUCAUCCUUUUCUAUAGUCGCACUGUGGCUUACUGUGUGCAUAUAUAUCAACAAGAUAGAGUAUAAUGCAGAUAACUCGGGGAGCUAUUUUAGUGAAUACAUAAAAUUGUUUUCCUUUUUUUCCAAAUUUGUGAAUAUCUUUUACUUUUUCCUUUUUUUAGUCAUAAUAAAUAUGUUCAUUUUUUCGUCAAAUUAUGUCAAGCGUGAGAAGUUGUACGAAGCCUUAUAUGUUAACAGAAGGCAGAUUUUGAAGUGCGGUUUUAUGCUGCUACUUGUUUACUUGAAUUUUUUUCUUUUUCAUUAUUUUUUUUAUGGGAUAGACGGCUUCAAUGAUUUGUUAACAAGUCAGCAGCCCAUAUAUUCUAUUUUACUUUUGUUGGGUCUCGUUAACAUUGACGUUUAUUUGAAAUGCAAAGUAUUUUAUUUUAUACUUUUCGUGUUACCUCAUUUGGUGUUUAUACGCUUCCUUUUAAUGUAUUGCUUUUUGGCUCCCGUUAUGGCUAGCUAUUUAAUUUUCCUAAAAAAAAGGGGAGAAAAAAAAAAAAAAAAAAAAAUAGCUAGCCAAAAAGGCGAAGAUUAUUCCUCUUUUACGUUAACUCAUUUGAGCAACGAGCAGUGGAAGUACUUAAAUGAAGACAUAAAAGAAUUUGCGGCAAAUGAAACUAAUAGCAUACUGCAUUAUUUUGAAAAUGUUAAAGACCAGAUAAGGAGUAAGGAAGACAUUUCCAAAACGUUGAAAAACGAGUGUAACGGUUUAAAGGAACGAGUGCACGAGCUGCAGCUGGAUUUGCGCAAAAUAGAGUUGAAGUGGAAGUUCCGCAGUAAGCUCUUAAGUUCAUCAAAGGUCUACCUAGACAAAAUAAAUAACCAAAUAAGUAUGAGCGAAGAAAUGAUUGUGGAGGAUAAGAACAGGAUGUCUUCACUCAAGCAGUACGCGCAGCAGAUGAAGUUGGACCAAUAG
This is a messenger RNA of Plasmodium knowlesi strain H, 4500 nucleotides long. Its product is annotated as conserved Plasmodium protein, unknown function. The record is from RefSeq and is a predicted model, not a curated record. Lineage: Eukaryota; Apicomplexa; Aconoidasida; Haemosporida; Plasmodiidae. The coding region runs from base 1 to 4500 and encodes 1499 amino acids. The transcript has 2 exons.